UAAAAAGGACAUCAGAGGUAAGAUUGGGAUACCAUAUCUCAAACUACAUUCUGUAUAGCAGCAAUACAGUAUUUCAACAAUGUCGCCCGGUCAGGUGGAGAGACUGUUCCUGGUGGUCGUCAUGACGACUGUGUGCUGGUCCGCUUCUCAGGAUCUGAGUGAUAAGAUGUUCACCUUCCCAGCUGAGUCAGACUCUGCCUACGCUAAGCUCAUUCCAACCAAGAAGAUAUCUGCUUCUGUCACCGUGUGUCUCAGGUAUUUCACUGACCAGAGGAAGAUCCAGUCCCUGUUCUCCAUGGCAACGCCCUCCCACCACAACGACAUCCUGCUCUUCAAAGAGAAGCCUCUGGGCUCCGUGUCCUUCUGGAUCAGGGACGUGGGCCUGGUCUUCAACGAGCUGCCUGACCUUCUCAACACCUGGUCCUCCGUGUGUGGCACCUGGGACUCUGCCAGCGGGCUGAGCCAGCUGUGGGUCAACGGCAAGGCCAGCUCGCGCAGGCAGAGCUACAGCGGCGCGGGACUGGACGGGAGCCCCGUCAUCCUGCUGGGGCAGGAGCAGGACUCGCACGGGGGGGGGUUCAGCAGGGAGCAGGCCUUCGUGGGCAGCGUCAGCGACGUCCACAUGUGGGACUACGUCCUGUCGCCCUGCGAGAUCCGCAGGUUCACUGCCGACCUCAACUACACGCCCGGAAACGUGCUCAACUGGAGGGGCCUGAGCUACACCCUGACGGGGAGGGUGGUGGUGGAGGAGAGGCUGCAGGACCAGCAGUGUCAGGGUUAGGGAGGGAGGCUGGUGGAGGA
Hypomesus transpacificus is the source of this 801-nucleotide messenger RNA. Its product is annotated as C-reactive protein-like. The record is from RefSeq and is a predicted model, not a curated record. The transcript has 3 exons. NCBI's taxonomy places the organism in Eukaryota, Metazoa, Chordata, Actinopteri, Osmeriformes, Osmeridae. The coding region runs from base 80 to 781 and encodes 233 amino acids.